AUGUUUGCAUCAUAUUAUAUGGUAGUGAUUGCUUUGCCGUUGUAUAUCGCGCAAAUAACGGUGUCAAAUGAUGGCAGUCUGCCAAUACAAGCAGGUAUAAGAAAUGGCAAGGAAAUAACGACCGUGACUAAUGGCAGUAAGACAAAAGAGAAAUGGUCCAAGUGUGUGGUGUGCGAUAAGCAAUUCGGAUAUACAGGCAAUAUGAUACGCCAUAUGAGAAUACAUACCGGUGAAAAAAAUUUCAUAUCGACACAAAUUAACGCACCAAAAAUUAACGCACCGAUUCGAAUGUAUGCAAUGCGAGCAUCACCAUCUGAAACGCCAUAUGAAGACACAUAUGAACGAAAGGACACUGAAAUGCAAUGGAUGCGACAAAGUAUGCAAAUACCGUUCAAAUCUGCAGCGACACAAAUUGACGCACGACAACGUGCGAUUUGA
Molecule: messenger RNA, 438 nt
Organism: Cercopithifilaria johnstoni
Lineage: Eukaryota; Metazoa; Nematoda; Chromadorea; Rhabditida; Onchocercidae
Source: the annotation of a GenBank genome assembly